AUGGGUAAAAAAGACAAAAAGAAGACCGCCGAACACAAGGAACGAGUAGCGGCCAAGCAAAACAAGAAAGCCGACAAAAAGGACAAGAAGGGCAAGACCAAAGGCCGCAGCGAUGCAGACAGUGAUGUGGAAGAGGCCGAUCUCGAUGCGAUUCUGGCUCAGUACGCAGAAGAGCAAGCCAAGUUCCUGAAAGUCACAGAAGUGGUUUCGGGGCCGCCUACGCCUCGGUCUUCUGCGACGGUCCUUGCAUCGCCGUCUAACCGAAAUGAAUUGUUGGUGUAUGGCGGAGAGUACUUUGAUGGAACGUUUGCGACAUUCUUUAACAACCUUUUUGUCUAUUUGAUUGAUCGUGGUGAAUGGAGAGAAGUUACGAGUCCGAAUAGUCCACUUCCUCGGAGUGGUCAUGCUUGGUGCCGGGGAGGGAAUACCGGUGGUGUAUACAUGUUCGGAGGAGAGUUUUCUUCGCCGAAGCAGGGCACAUUCUAUCAUUACAAUGACUUUUGGCACCUUGAUACGGCAACCAGAGAAUGGACUCGAAUUGAGACCAAGGCAAAGGGUCCCCCGGCACGAAGUGGUCACAGAAUGACCUAUUACAAGAACUACAUUAUCCUCUUUGGAGGGUUCCAGGAUACUUCGCAACAGACCAAGUACCUUCAAGACCUGUGGAUAUACGACUGUGCCAGAUACACUUGGUUCAAUCUUGUACCAACUCAGAAGCCUGAUCCUCGUUCAUCUUUCUCAUUCUUACCCCAUGAAUCCGGUGCAGUGCUGUAUGGUGGUUACUCUCGUGUGAAGGCCGCUGCAGGAGGCAAGCAGAUCAAGGGUGGCCCACAACGCAUGGCAAUGAGGCCAAUGGUGCACCAAGAUACAUGGUUCCUUCGGAUCACGCCUCCCGAAUCGGAUGCAUCUGUAAGCACUCCACCCGCAGUGCGCUGGGAGCGCAGAAAGAAGCCUGCCAACUCGCCUAAUCCACCGCGAGCAGGGUCUACCAUGGCUUACCACAAAGGACGUGGUAUCAUGUUCGGUGGUGUCCAUGAUGUUGAGAUGAGUGAGGAAGGGAUUGACAGCGAAUUCUUCGAUUCCCUGUUCGCCUGGAAUACGGAUCGGAACCGUUUCUUCCCGCUUACCCUACGGCGUCCAAGGGCGCCAGGAAAGAAGCAGGCUGCGAACCAGAUGAAGGCCAAGAACCGAAGCAAGGCGGAUGAGGAGGAGCUUUUGCAGAACCUCAAGGCUCUGGAAGUCAAAGGAGGCAUUCGUGACGAUGAUGAUGACGAACCCCAAUUAGAUACCCCUAAGGCAACGGAGGAAGAAGAGUCCGAAAAGCCUGAGAAACAGGCCAUCAUCCGUUUCGAGAUGCCUCACAGACGGUUUAACGCCCAAUUAGCAGUCCAGGAUGAUACUCUCUUUAUCUUCAGCGGAAUGUUUGAAAAGGGAGACAAGGAAUUCACUUUCAACGACAUGUACUCGAUUGACCUGGUCAAGCUUGACGGCGUCAAAGAGGUCUUCUACAAUGAACCCGAGAACUGGAACCUUCUUGAGGAGGAAGAAGACAGCGACGAGGAUAUGGACGAUGACGACGAAGAGGAAGAAGUGGAUGUGGAAGAAGAGGAAGCCAUGUCGCUUGAUGCUGCUUCUCCCGCACCUACCGAGGUGACAGUGCCAUCCGUCACGCGUGAAAUGGAACAGCUCGAGGUCGAAGAGUCAGAGCCAUCUGCGAAUGAUAGCAGACCCCUUCCUCGUCCGUUUGAAAGCUUGCGGGAGUUCUUCACCCGGACAUCUGAAGAGUGGCAGAAGAUCUUGAUUGACACCAUCAACGAAAAGGGCAUAGAGAUGGAGAAGAACGUGAAGGAGCUCCGGAAGGAUGCUUUCAAUAUGGCAGAGGAGAAAUGGUGGGAUAGUAGAGAAGAGGUUAUGGCACUGGAGGAUGAACAGGAAGCGGCUGGUAUUGGGGAGGUGGUCAGUAUGGCUGAUAAAGCAGACAACAUGGGUGGUGCCGGGCGCCGCAGGUAA
Molecule: messenger RNA, 2010 nt
Organism: Aspergillus glaucus CBS 516.65
Lineage: Eukaryota; Fungi; Ascomycota; Eurotiomycetes; Eurotiales; Aspergillaceae
Product: putative Kelch repeats protein
Exons: 2
Coding region: 1-2010 (669 amino acids)
Molecular function (GO): protein binding
Source: RefSeq, a predicted model, not a curated record